CGUGUGGGACCCCCGGGGUGCACGUGAGGACACCGCGUAGGGGCCCCGGGGUGAGCGGGGAGGGCCCCGCGUGGAGGCCUGGGCAGAACCACAAGUGGAAGCUCCGGCGACUUGUGGCCAUGCCCUUUUUGGCCUUUCCUUAAAUGAUCUUAAGGCUGGUAUUAGGUGUUAAUGCUUUUACUCCGGGAAACCUGGAAGGGCUGCCAGUCAAUCCUAGGGGGAAUCCAAAGGCCGCCCAGAAAGCUGGGACCUGACCAUAACCAGUGAUCGCUCAGACCGGGGUCCACACCCACCGUGGAGGCCGCAGCCUCCGGAGGCCUUCCACGUGCUGGUCGGUGGUAAUUGCCGUGAAAACAGAAAUUCCCAGGAGGUGCACUGAAGGAAAUAGUCACACUCCUCCCUCUCAGCUGCUGAGGAAUGGGGGAGCUGGAAGGAACAUACAGAGUCCUGCAGACCCCAGGGGCACGCCUGGGCACCACGACCCCCGCGGGCGUCAGCACCCUGGAGCCUGGGUUGGGCCCCCCGGCAGGGGCGGCGCGGCCAGCGACGAGGACGCAGCUCCGCGUGCAGCUGCUGGACGACUCCGUCGAGGUGUUUGACGUCGAGCCUAAGUGUGAUGGCCAGGUGUUACUGACGCAGGUGUGGAAGCGCUUGAAUCUGAUAGAAUGUGACUACUUCGGCCUGGAGUUUCAGAACGUGCAGUCCUGCUGGAUCUGGCUUGAACCUAUGAAACCCAUCAUUAGGCAAGUACGAAGACCAAAGAAUGCAGUGCUUCGCCUGGCAGUGAAGUUCUUCCCACCGGAUCCGGGUCAGUUGCAAGAAGAAUAUACACGCUACCUGUUUGCCCUGCAGCUUAAGAGAGACCUUCUGGAGGAGCGUCUGACCUGCACGGACACCACGGCCGCCCUCCUGGCAUCCCACCUCCUGCAGGCGGAAGUCGGGGACUACGAUGAGGCACUGGACCGGGAGCACCUGCGUGCCCGCGAGUAUGUGCCGCGGCAGGAGCGCGCCCUGCACAGGAUCCUGGCGUUCCACCGCGAGCUCGCGGGCCAGACUCCUGCUGAGUCAGACUUCCAGGUGCUGGAAAUUGCCCGGAAGCUGGACAUGUACGGCAUCAGGUUUCACUCGGCUUCUGACCGGGAGGGGGCCAAGAUCAAGCUGGCCGUGUCACACACGGGCGUCCUGGUGUUCCAGAGCAGCACCAGGAUCAACACUUUCAACUGGUCCAGGCUCCGAAAGCUCAGCUUCAAGAGGAAAAGGUUUCUCAUCAAGCUCCACCCGGAGGUCCAUGGGCCCUACCAGGACACCCUGGAGUUCGUGUUGGGUAGCAGAGAUGAAUGUAAGAACUUCUGGAAGAUCUGUGUGGAGCAUCACACCUUUUUCAGACUCUUUGAUCAGCCGAAGCCGAAAGCUAAAGCCGUCCUCUUCAGCAGAGGCUCCUCCUUCAGAUACAGUGGAAGAACUCAGAAACAACUUGCUGAUUAUGUCAAAGACGGUGGGAUGAAGAGGGUUCCGUAUGAAAGGAGACACAGCAAGACCCGGAUGUCUCUCCGUGCCCUCAAAGUGGACUUGCCACGGCAGAGCCUCUCGUUCUCCGAGGGUGUGAGGACUCCUGUGACGCCGUCGCCCACAGCCGCCUCCUUCUGCUCAGCCCCCGCGUCCCCUCUAGCUCCCCUGGGCCUGCGUGAUUCCCAGGUUGGCGGCGGCAGCUCCGAGACGGGGCCCCCCGCGCCCGGCGCCUGGCGGCCGGCUGCAGAGAGGAGCUCCGUGGUCGCGGCCCAGCCCCCCCAGCCGCCUGCGCUCCAGCCUCACCAAGGCCUUUCAGCGGAGAGUCCUCUGCCUUCUCCCUCCACCCAGAGGAGCCCACCGGGCCUGAGCCCCUUGGGCCCAGCAGCGCAGGGCCUCAGCCCCCUCCUGGGCCCCGUCCUCAGUGAUGCUGCUGGAGCCAGGAUGGACAACCGGGAGGAGCCGAGACGCAAGUGCGUGCCUGCGGACGAGGCAUAUUUCAUAGCAAAGGAGAUUCUCGCCACAGAACGAACAUACCUGAAGGAUUUAGAAGUUAUUACCGUGUGGUUCCGGAGCGCGGUGGUCAAGGCGGACGCCAUGCCUGCAGACCUGAUGACCUUGCUCUUCUCCAACAUUGACCCCAUCUACGAGUUCCACAGAGGCUUCCUUCGUGAGGUGGAGCAGAGGCUGGCGCUCUGGGAGGAAUCUUCUAGCACCCAGGCCACAGGCAGUCACCAGCGCAUCGGGGACAUCCUGCUCAGGAACAUGCUUCAGUUAAAGGCGCUCACCGGCCACUUCCAGCAGCUGCACGAGGUCCUGACGGAGCUGGAGGCGGCCAGCCGGCGCCUGCGGAGACUGGAGGCGCUGCGCCGCGACUUCGAGCUGCAGAAGGUCUGCUACCUACCGCUCAACGCCUUCCUGCUGAAGCCGCUGCAGCGCCUGCGCCACUACCGCCUGCUGCUGCGCCGCCUGUGCGCCCCGGGGCCCGGGGACCCCGGCCCGCACAGCCAGGACCGCGCCGACCUCCACGAUGCCCUCCAGGCCAUCACGGAGGUGACCUCCACGCUCCAACACAGCCUGGUCCAGCUGGAGAACCUGCAGAGGCUGACAGAGCUGCAGCGGGACUUGGUCGGCAUAGAGAGCCUGGUCGCUCCCGGCAGGGAGCUCAUCCGCGAGGGCUGCCUCCACAAGCUCACCCGGAAGGGCCUGCAGCAGAGGAUGUUCUUCCUGUUCUCAGACAUGCUGCUGUACACGAGCAGAGAUGCCGCAGGGAGCAGCCUCUUCCGGAUGCGGGGCCUCCUCCCGCUGCGCGGCAUGCUGCUAAUAGUGCUGGACCCUCCGGUGGAGGACCAGGCGAGUGAGUGGUCUGUCCCGCACUCUUUCACCAUCUACGCGGCUCAGAAGACCAUCAUGGUGGCGGCCAGCACCCAGCUAGAAAAGGCCAAGUGGCUGCACGACCUGAACACGGCCAUCGACGCAGCCAAGACAGGCAGCACCCCGGCCCCAGCACCCCCGGCCCGCAUGCUGUGCCCCCUGCCCCGCGAACCAGCUUUCUGGAUACCUGCUGAGAAAGUUCAAGAACAGCAGCGGCUGGCAGAAACUCUGGGUGGUCUUCACCAAUUUCUGCUUGUUCUUCUACAAAACCCAUCAGGACGACCACCCGCUGGCCAGCCUCCCACUGCUGGGCUACAGAGUGAGCCUCCCUGGGGACACGGACGGCAUCCAAAAGGAGCAUGUCUUCAAGCUGCAGUUCAAGUCCCACGUCUACUUCUUCCGGGCCGACAGCAAAUACACGUUUGGGAGGUGGAUGGAGGUGAUACAGAGAGCCAGCGCCUCAGCUGGGAGGGCCAGGACCCCCGAGGAAGAGGCCUGAGGCCCACCCUGCCCAGAUGGAGAAGCCGAGCAAACAAGCAGGGCCGGCAGGCACCCCACGACUGCCCGUCCCCCCAGGAGACUGGCGGUGGCAGGCGGGCUUCCUGGCGACACCCGGCAGCGAGUGCUCCCCUGGGACGCAAGCCAGUGCCUGGGCCCGGCAGAGCACCGGGAGAACGCGCGCGGUGGGGGCAGGCCAGCUCUGUGCGGGCGAGGUUGGCACUGCCCUGCCUCACCCACCUGCCCUCCUCCUGCCAGGCAGGGCCUCCCGACAGGCUGGGUGACGGGGGGGUCCAAGCACAGAAGCAUCUCUGGUGACCCCCAGCCCACAUUUCUGCAAAGUGGAAAGCAAGCCCCACUAAUUUAUCAUCCCAAGGAGUGUACGGUGCUGAGACACCGAAUGGCUGAGAAUAAAGGGUCUCCCCCCGGG
Molecule: messenger RNA, 3808 nt
Organism: Cervus elaphus (red deer)
Lineage: Eukaryota; Metazoa; Chordata; Mammalia; Artiodactyla; Cervidae
Gene: FARP2
Product: FERM, ARH/RhoGEF and pleckstrin domain protein 2
Exons: 27
Coding region: 418-3696 (1092 amino acids)
Cellular component (GO): cytoskeleton
Molecular function (GO): cytoskeletal protein binding; guanyl-nucleotide exchange factor activity
Source: RefSeq, a predicted model, not a curated record